Molecule: messenger RNA, 594 nt
Organism: Closterium sp. NIES-67
Lineage: Eukaryota; Viridiplantae; Streptophyta; Zygnematophyceae; Desmidiales; Closteriaceae
Source: the annotation of a GenBank genome assembly
UCUUAUAUGGCAGAGAUCCCGAGUGACCCGCUGAACGUCGUGGAGCAGCGCGACAAAUGCCGCCUUAUCCUUGACCUGCGGAAAGUGAACACUCACCUUGAAGCCCCUAAGUUCAAGUACAAAGGUCUGAAUCGUGUAGCCGAGCUCAUCCGCCAAGAUGACUGGAUGUUCUCCAUUGACCUGAAAUCGGGAUACCAUCACGUCGAGAUUCACCCCUCUUGUUGGAAGUUUUUGGGCUUCCAGUUCAAAGGCAUCUACUACUCCUUUCGGUCACUGCCGUUCGGCCUUGCAAGUGCUCCAUUCGUCUUCACCCAACUAAUCAAACAACUUGCCAAGCGAUGGCGGGCAAGCGGCGUUCGAGUGGUCCCGUAUGUCGACGACCUAUUAUUUCUCUGCGAUUCCCACCAGCAAGCUUGCUCGACUCAUACGACAGUCCUCCAUGACCUUAAAGCAGCUGGUUUUGUCAUUAACGGCAAAAAAUCGCACCUUCACCCCUCGCGUCAACUUCGGUUCCUCGGCUUGGAAAUCGAUUCCACCCGCGGCACGCGAUCAUCGACCUUUGCUUAAAAAAUCGAACAAACCUGGCCAUCGAAU